AUACCCACGCUGACACAUUUGGAAUCUCGUGUUGCCUGGAGGGCGCACCGGCGAUCAAAGGACCCCUCGUCUCUGUUUGUCCCCAUUAUUUGAUCUCAACAAACGUCACAAGCACGGCUAACAUGUAACCCACGUGAGGCCUGAGUCCGACGUCCGACGAUCUACACCGUUACCGCAGUUUUGGAGGAGCGCACAGACACGGAAAAUUCUUCGGGGAUCAAGCGCGUGUGAGCCGCGUCACAGAAGCGCGUGAUACGUAUCGCCCUCAAAGGGCAACGCAACAAAAAACAGUCGACAGGCCCGGCGCGCUUUCUCUCUUGGUAAACUGAUACGUUGGAAAAUUCCUAUUCGUCAUUGGGUAAAGAGACCAGCCUUAUGACUUCCGGAUGUUUCCACGUGUACUAGACCUUUUGUGACAGUGAAAGGAAGCUGUGCUUGUAAGGAUCACUUCCUCGUGAAAGCGCGCGCCCUACUUCUCUCCCCGGGACGUUUUGAGAGCUGUGCCCCAUAUACCGACACAGGCCAUUCCUUAUAAGUGACCGUAGCGAGAAACUGAUCCUUUGAAGCUACUGGAAUUUCUGCGGCUGGAAAACUGAUCUGUCGAAGUGGCGGGAAUGGCGUUAGACUUCGUUGCCGGUUGUCUCGGAGGUGCAGCUGGUGUACUGGUGGGCCAUCCUUUUGAUACUGUAAAAGUACGUCUACAGACACAGUCGGCCACUAAUCGCCUGUACAGAGGCACCUUUCACUGCUUCGCAGAGAUUAUCAGAAAGGAAUCGGCAUUCGGCUUGUACAAGGGCAUGACCUCACCUCUCAUAGGUUUAACCUUCAUCAACGCUAUAGUGUUCGGAGUGCAGGGUAACGUGAUGCGUGUGAUCGGCGAGGGAAGCGUACUGAACAGUUUCCUGGCAGGCAGUGCGGCGGGAGCUGUGCAGACUCUAGUGUGUUCGCCCAUGGAGCUGGCCAAGACCCGCAUGCAGCUCAUGGGCAUGGGACAGAAAGCCAAGACCAGGAAAGAAAAGGAUGUGAAAAAUUCUCUGGACUGUCUGUUGAAGAUCUACAGGAAGGAAGGGCUGAAAGGUUGCUGUAGAGGAAUGUACCUUACUAUAUGGAGGGAAACCCCUGCCUUUGGUGUUUACUUUGCUACAUAUGACGUUAUCUGCCAAAUGCUGUCUCCGAAGGACCCCAAUGAGCACAUCGGGAUGCUCCCACUCAUGUUUGCGGGGGGAAUGAGCGGGAUCGCCUCGUGGAUGUCCACAUAUCCCAUCGACGUCAUCAAGUCGCGCAUCCAGGCAGACGGCGUGGGGGGCAAGAACGUGUACAAGGGGACGUUGGACUGCUUUGUGCGCAGCUACCAGACGGAGGGCUGGACGGUUUACACGAGAGGACUGACCUCCACACUGAUCCGGGCGUUCCCCGUAAACGCAGCCACCUUCACCGUCGUCACGCUGUUCCUGAGGGAGAUGAGGCCGUCGCAGCCCGUGGACACCACCCUGUCCAAGCCCCAUCUGUACGAGAAGUAGAUACAGUAAUAGGAGACGUAUAGUGCCUGGCUGCUUGAAUGUGUCUUUGGCUGAGGUUUGAACUUUUUAGGGCAUUCAGCUGCUAACAACUUUUUCUGGAGCUGAACUGUGUGAUUUUCUAGACCUCUUCUUCCCCUUGCAUGGUAGAGUGUGCCAUUUCUUGUAAACGUUGUGGAUGCAAAAACAAGCCUUCCUUCUCAAUCAAAGAAUGCAUGUAUCAGCUUGUAUCUAACUGGUGAAUGAGGCAUAGUUGUGAUGGUUUUUGAUACAGUAUAAGAAGUGCUAGGGGAUGGUCCAAACAACUUAACCCACCACUACAUGUAUUAUAAGUUUGCUUGAAAUAUCAGACUUCAACUGUUUGCCUUGUUAAGUGAUGCAUGUACAAAUCAUAUCAAGCAAGCAUCCUAACUACAAUCUUUGUACUCGAGACAUAACUCCCUCACAUACAUUGUAUUUUCUAAAAAUGAAAACUUAUUUCCCAUGAUCUGUUUAAGUCCUGAAAAGACAGCAAAGUUCAUGAUUCUCAGUUGUAGUCAGAAGUCAUUAAGAUACCAUGGUGCUGCAAUACAGUUCUCAACAGUAGUUCUUGUGAACACAGAAGUUCUCGUGAAAUUAAAUAAAAACUGAGAGGGGGGCAGGCAGGGCCACAAGAUACUAGUACUGCCCUCCCCUCUACGACCUGACAGGGAAAAUACACCAAACAAAGAACUGAGAUUUUGUUGCCUCAAUGAGGAGCUCCCUAGCCAGAUGUAUUAAAUUACUUGCUGUUAUCUAUCUUCACAGCAAUAUUAGAAUUACUCUCAUGGUGCAAAUUAACAGCUCAAGGUUCAAACUAGAAAAAAAGGGGUUUUAAGAUAUUUGCCGCAAUAAUGUGGGGCAUGAUUACAGGUGUUCUGGUGAAACUGCUAUCUUAUAGUCCUGGACUAAAAAAAAACACUAGCAAUUUGCAGAAAAGUUUUCAAGACACAAGAAAAA
Molecule: messenger RNA, 2495 nt
Organism: Branchiostoma belcheri (Belcher's lancelet)
Lineage: Eukaryota; Metazoa; Chordata; Leptocardii; Amphioxiformes; Branchiostomatidae
Product: mitochondrial basic amino acids transporter-like
Exons: 4
Coding region: 615-1520 (301 amino acids)
Biological process (GO): mitochondrial L-ornithine transmembrane transport
Cellular component (GO): mitochondrion
Molecular function (GO): high-affinity L-arginine transmembrane transporter activity
Source: RefSeq, a predicted model, not a curated record